Messenger RNA from Penicillium macrosclerotiorum, 2736 nucleotides. Its product is annotated as CeGAL family transcription factor. The annotation marks the transcript as partial. The record is from RefSeq and is a predicted model, not a curated record. The transcript has 5 exons. Lineage: Eukaryota; Fungi; Ascomycota; Eurotiomycetes; Eurotiales; Aspergillaceae. Gene Ontology annotation, molecular function: zinc ion binding; DNA binding; DNA-binding transcription factor activity, RNA polymerase II-specific. Gene Ontology annotation, biological process: regulation of DNA-templated transcription; DNA-templated transcription.
CACCUGAUUUUCAUUAUGAGCAUCCAUUUUCCGCCAUGGACAAAGCAACAAAGCCUAUUCAAGCUAUCAUGUGCUGAUGCAGAGACAUGCAGUCAGUUAUCCAGUGUGGAUAACCCCUUGCCUUCUCUUCAAAAAGCCGAGUCAGAAUUAGGUAGUAGGAAGAUGGCUAUUCCGCGCCUUGCUGAAGGUGCAGAAUCCGCUUUCACAUCUCCCGGCCGGUUCCACCGUCGACAUGUUCGUCGAGCUUGUGAAUCUUGCCGUCAAAGGAAGACAAAAUGCACCGGUGAUAAGUCCGGAUGUCGCAAUUGCCGUGAAGCUGGCAUUAUAUGUUGUUAUACGGAUGGUAAACGAGAAAAGUCAAAACGACAAUUGGCCAGUCUAUCGGCAAAAGUUCAAGCAUACGAGGAUGUAAUCAAGAAGCUGAGCAACCGAUUCGGUGUCUCAGAUGAACAACUUGUCAAUAUUGCCUUGGCAGCGGAGUCGGCCUCCGAGUUAUCAUUGAAUCCCGAUGUAAAUUCCUCUUUGGCCGAAAAGAAAAGUCACAGGCGCUCAGGAUCGGAACCACCGUCUCAACCCUCGUCUGUCGCCACUGUGAACCAAGUCGACCACACAGAGGAAGAUUUCAAUAGAGAUGAAAUUGCACGUGCGACCGGGUACAUUGGGAAGAGUUCAGAGAUUGCUUGGCUGCAAAGGCUGAGCAAAGAGGUGAACCAAAAAUGUGAUGACUGGUCUUCAAAUCUGUCAAAUGCGGACGAAGAUCAUGGCCUUCCAUCCCCUACCUUGACUCCGCAGCCUGAGGAUACCAGUAAUCUACUAGUGGCGUCUUCUAACUACUAUGUUGAUGAUCUGGAUGUUCCUACCACAGAGCAGGUCGAUGCAUAUGGAGUACCCUCGCGCGAAACAGCAACAAAGCUACUCAAUGCUUAUCUCACUUCUGUGCAUCCAUCCUUUCCAAUUAUUGGUAUCUCGACAUUCGUCUCGCAAUUCCAGGUCUUCUUCAGUCAACCCUCCCUGAAGCCAGGAAACAAAUGGCUCGCCAUACUCAACCUAAUCUUUGCCAUUGCAUCUAAAUACGGACAGCUGACCAGCGCAGAUUGUAAGGAAGAUGAGAAUACCCAUCAGCUGUAUUUUUCACGGGCCAGAGCUCUCAGCUUAGAGGAUCAGCUCUUCCAUCAUCCGGAUCUACAACAGCUUCAAGUUGAAGGACUUGCGUGUUUCUAUAUGCUUGCAUCUGGACAUGUCAACCGAGCUUGGAAACUGUGUGGAAGUGCUGUUCGAGGGGCAUUGGCCCUGGGACUACAUCUUCGCAAUGUCGGGGAAUGCACUUCAGACACUUCGAAGGAGAUCCGGUACCGUGUGUGGUGGUCGCUUUACACCACCGAACAUCUCCUCACUGUUAUAACCGGCCGGCCGUCUUGUAUCAUCGAUAGCUCCUGUACAACACCACUCCCUGUUCCAUUCGAUGAAAGCGAUUUUCAGAAGAAGGAAGUGGCACAGAUAAUCAGCACUUCCAGACGCGGAACAUCCAGUCCUCUGGAUCAGGUCCCAGUUGGUGGUAAUUCUACGAGUCUUGAUUCAUCCACAGAGCCUGAUAAUAACGACAUCUCCGUGGAAUGCGAUUCAAAGAUUAGCCAGGCAGAAUACUUGAAGAGCCUACCGCCAUGCAUGUCGCUGUACUUUCUGCAACUGACAUCCAUGGCAACUAUCGCCAAACGGAUGACUAUCAAGCUGUAUAGUCCCGAAUCACUACAGUCACCAUGGGCCAGUACUGAGUUCGCUAUCCAAAGCCUCAUGCUCGAGAUUGACUCGUGGUUCAUGAACUUGCCGUCCGCCUAUGAUUUCACGUCAACACAGACAUCCCAAUGCCCUCUGGGUCAGCGGAUGGGCCUCGCAUUUUUCUUCUAUAGUACUAAAAUAGGCAUUACUCGUCCAUGUCUCUGUCGACUUGAUCCAUCGGCACUUGAGGAUGACAAAACACAUGAAUUCUGCAGCAAGACUGGAGCAGAGUGCGUCGAAUCUGCGUGCCACAUGUUGACACUAUUCCCGGACAAUCCAGAUGCAGCGCUACUGAACCGGAUCUCUCCGUGGUGGUGCUCUCUCCACUACCUCAUGCAAGCGACGACAGUACUCUUACUUGAGCUUUCGUUCCAUUCUCAGCAUGUUCCUGAAAAAGCGAAUAUGGUUUCUAAGGCUGCCAGGAAGGCUCUCGACUGGUUGCUGACACUCUCCAAGGCAAGCAUGGCAUCAGAGAGGGCACAUAAACUUUGCGAUGGAUUCUUGCGUCAACUGGCCCCCCAUGUGGGGAUUGACGUUAAUGAGCUCUCUAAUAACGAGGAAUCAUCUACAGCAUCUCUCUUUGACGGUGCUGAUACGGUCAAUUCUGCUACGAUGGGGGAUGAUCUGACGGUGGAUGAUAUAUCAUUCGAUCCUUCAGCGGUUUUGCCGACCGACUCUCCGGCUGUGGUUGACACCAUUGCUGCAGAUAUGGACUCUAUCACAGGGUCUCCGCUGAAGCAAUCCGGAAGUCCUCUUGAGUUGUCCAUGUCAGGUGAUCUUGAUCCUCCCGACCUACUGGAUUCUUUCAUGAAACCAGAUAAAUCACUGUCUGGGAAGAGCUCUUAUGAUGAAUAUUUUCCAUGUGAUCCAGCAACCGGUCAGAUUACUGGAUCCUUCUUCCCAUCAGGACCGAAUUUAGAUCUUGACAUGGGUUACUUCUGGGGUGACCCUGUAUGCUGA